AUGUGGAACGCGACGCCGAGCGAGGAGCCGGGGCCCAACCUCACGCUGCCGGACCUGGGCUGGGACGCUGCCCCUGACAACGACUCGCUGGUCGACGAGCUGCUGCCGCUCUUCCCCGCGCCGCUGCUGGCGGGCGUCACAGCCACCUGCGUGGCGCUCUUCGUGGUGGGCAUCGCGGGCAACCUGCUCACCAUGCUGGUGGUGUCGCGCUUCCGCGAGCUGCGUACCACCACCAACCUCUACCUGUCCAGCAUGGCCUUCUCCGACCUACUCAUCUUCCUCUGCAUGCCCCUCGACCUCGUCCGCCUCUGGCAUUACCGGCCCUGGAACUUGGGUGACCUGCUCUGCAAACUCUUCCAGUUCGUCAGCGAGAGCUGCACCUACGCCACGGUGCUCACCAUCACCGCGCUGAGCGUCGAACGCUACUUCGCCAUCUGCUUCCCGCUGCGGGCCAAGGUGGUGGUCACCAAGGGCCGGGUGAAGCUGGUCAUCCUGGUCAUCUGGGCCGUGGCCUUCUGCAGCGCCGGGCCCAUCUUCGUGCUGGUCGGGGUGGAGCAUGAGAACGGCACCGACCCUCGGGACACCAACGAGUGCCGCGCCACGGAGUUCGCGGUGCGCUCGGGACUGCUCACCGUCAUGGUGUGGGUGUCCAGCGUCUUCUUCUUCCUCCCUGUUUUCUGCCUUACUGUGCUCUACAGCCUCAUCGGCAGGAAGCUGUGGAGGAGGAGACGCGGCGAGGCAGCGGUGGGCGCCUCGCUCAGGGACCAGAACCACAAACAAACCGUGAAGAUGCUGGCUGUAGUGGUUUUUGCUUUCAUCCUCUGCUGGCUGCCCUUCCAUGUAGGGCGAUAUUUAUUUUCCAAAUCCUUCGAGCCUGGCUCCUUGGAGAUUGCUCAGAUCAGCCAAUACUGCAACCUCGUCUCCUUCGUCCUCUUCUACCUCAGCGCCGCCAUCAACCCCAUUCUGUACAACAUCAUGUCCAAGAAGUACCGGGUGGCAGUGUUCAAACUUCUGGGAUUUGAACCCUUCUCCCAGAGGAAGCUCUCCACUCUGAAGGAUGAAAGUUCUAGGGCCUGGACAGAAUCUAGUAUUAAUACAUGA
Balaenoptera acutorostrata (minke whale) is the source of this 1101-nucleotide messenger RNA. RefSeq names its product growth hormone secretagogue receptor (gene GHSR). The record is from RefSeq and is a predicted model, not a curated record. Lineage: Eukaryota; Metazoa; Chordata; Mammalia; Artiodactyla; Balaenopteridae. The transcript is spliced from 2 exons. Gene Ontology annotation, biological process: G protein-coupled receptor signaling pathway; hormone-mediated signaling pathway. Gene Ontology annotation, molecular function: growth hormone secretagogue receptor activity. Bases 1 to 1101 code for a protein of 366 amino acids. Gene Ontology annotation, cellular component: plasma membrane.